AUGCCAGCACUGAGAGCAAAGAGCGUGCUAUGUCCCAGCCGGAUAUCUAUCGACAACGAACCCCCUGCACCGACGGAAAAGAUCCAGUCUCGAGCCUUCACCUCGACGACGUGCGACGAAAACCACCCGAUCAAGGUAGAAUCUAUCGACGACAUGAACUUCAAGAAUGACAGAGAGCAGACCGUGCCGAAUAGGGUUCCAUCACCAUCGCUGGUCUCUCCUUCGUUGGUCAGGUCGCCCAGCCUGAUUCGCUACAAUACUAGCCCGGACGUUCAUCGAAGGACAGUAGGGUUGACGGGAACCCAAGCUUCACCUGGGGCACAACAUCAGCUGUACGGCGGUUCUUUUCGAGCCCGCAUCUCCUCCAUGUCUUCCUCGCCCCAGUCAUUCUCCCACCCACUGGCCGGUUCCCCCACCAACUCUUUGAAGAAUCCUCAACAGAAUCCACCCACCAUCAACCCGUAUCAUCAUCGUACGGAUACCGAGAUAGAUUGGCUGUACGAUCGCAACGCCGAGCUCCAGCUCGAGAUCGACAAACUGGCCCGGCAAGUCAAAGUUCAGAAUAUGGUCGCUCGGAACGAAGGCCGACGAGCUGCCGCCAAGAUUGAUGCGCUCGAGGCGGCCUUGUUGGACAUGGAGAGGCAGAAUGCCAAGUUGGUCGCCGAGAGCAAACGGGCUAGGAUUAGGGAAAAGAGGGACGAGGGUUCGGAAGGAGGACAAAGAGGAUCGGGAGUAGGGUUGGGAUUUGGGGGAGGACAGCGGUACGGGAAGGAAGGGGUCUCUUCCACUGACUCGAUUAAGCUCCGAGAGCUUUCGGAAGGGUCGAACAGGAGGAGAUCGUACCGUUCCCCGAGCCCCGAAGAUGACUCUAGGACGACACUCUUGCCCCGACGACGUUCGAUGCGACCGCACGGUCGGAGCUUAGCUAGCGAACUCGAACUGAGUGACGAUCAAGAAGAGUCGGGUAUGCAUGGUAUUCACGGGAACACUGGGACACCCCCCGUGAACGAUAUCCCCCUAGUCGAUCUUCCGCAAGAAGAAGAGCCAGCAUCGUUACCCGCUCCGGCAACCCGGAUCUCCUCUACUCCCGUUGCAUCCCAAACCUUGUCACCAGACCACAUCCCCUCUAACAUCACUUCAGAUGUCUCGGGUCUCCCUCGUCGGUCCAGUACCUAUCUCACCCCGUCUCAACCAGAAGGGACGCCUCAGACAUCCCUCUAUAGUCCCAACUCGUUUCCCACUAGCCGUCUAGGCGUACGCAACCGCAGUCGACUUUUCCCUUCGUCCGCAGGUUCUCCAAACCUGCCAUUCCAAGUCUGGGCCUCGCCCGGAUCGCCUUAUCGUUCCCCAGGGUCGACGAUCGAGAUCAACUCCCGGUUCUCGGGUGGAAGAAAGACACUGGCGAGCGAGUUGGCGAAUUGGGCAAUGGAUAUGGAGGAGGAUGAGACAUUGGAGGAACAAGAGAUCGAGGCCGUCUUGCAUGAAGCCGAGGCCAGAGCCGAAGCUGCGGGUGGGCAGGAUCAUUGGAGGACAACGAGGUCGGGAAGGUAUAGCUUGCUGGAGAAGGAUCAGCGUGUAUACUCGUUCACGUCUGGACAGGAAGUCGACGGAAUUAGGGACACGACUACAGAAACGACGACACCGGACAGCCCGAACCCUACCGGCAGUUUCUUGGGCCGCAUUUUCCAACGCAUCAAACGGUUCUACCAGUCUACCUGGCUAGAGAUCCAGUUCAUCUGGGUCGUCUUGAUCUUCCUUCGUCGCGUCUGGAUUGAAGGACGACAAGGACUCGUGUUGAGGUCCAAGGUCAAGGACAAGAAGUUGGAAUGA
This is a messenger RNA of Filobasidium floriforme, 1830 nucleotides long. RefSeq lists its product as uncharacterized. The record is from RefSeq and is a predicted model, not a curated record. The transcript has a single exon. The coding region runs from base 1 to 1830 and encodes 609 amino acids. Lineage: Eukaryota; Fungi; Basidiomycota; Tremellomycetes; Filobasidiales; Filobasidiaceae.